AGGUCCGCACCUUUUCCGGUAGCACAGAGCCGCUGCAACUCAGCGACUGAAAAAAGAGAGGCAAGAGCGGGGUGGAUAUACCAGGGGAACGGGGGGCCACCGGCAGGUAACUGGAUAUUUUUGUAAACAGAAGGCCUAACGAUACAGAGAUAUUGAAAUGCGUGCAGUGGAACUAAUCAAAAUUGGAGAAGAGAAGAAGCUCUCGACUGAAUCAAUGACCUUUGGAAUUACGGAGGUUCCGGCGUUUUCAUUUCCAAUAAAAGUGAAUGUGACUCGGCACGAGGUUGUACCAAGGAGCCGCUGAAAAUCGCAACCACCGCGCCGGCAUUUGCUGAUCGAAACAAGGACGCGAGAAGAGACCUCGAAUCGGACGCAGACCAGGAGGAAGUCAGAAGUACCGCAGGCUUUCUAGAGGGCCUGUUCGGAAUCCUUGCAUUUUUUUUUCAACCAAAGCACUCUUUCUUUUAUGCUUCCAAGUUCAAUUAAAACAACCAGGAGCCAUUUCGACUUCGUAUUAGUUUGUUUAUAGAUCGUUAAAGACUUCUGGUGAAUAUCUGAGGGCAGGGCCAAACAGUUUGUGUGGAUAUCGGGGCACUCCGCUUGGAUUUGAAAUAAUUUAGGCUAACUGGAUUGCUAGCCAUCUUCCACACCUCGUUUCUUCGCGAUUUCAGCAACUGGAUUUUUUUGUGAAACCUUCGUCUUAUGACUGGCAACUUUAAAUAAAACAUACGACAUUCUGACGUUCUUACAACUUUUAAAUGAUUCCAUGCCACAUUGCUGGAAACCUACAUUCGUUUGCAAAAGUCAGAGUUUGUGUUGUAACGUUAGCUAGCUAUCAUAGCUGUCUACAUAUUUGUCAGUGAACUAUCGAACAGACGAUACCACAUGGCUUAGUGCACAUCUCCGCUGAUAGCUAGUUAGGUUGUUUCAUUUGUUUGGAAUAUUGAUUGUCAUUUGCCGGCACGGUUUCGUGAAAUAGUGAACGGUUUGCUUUAAGCAAGACAUUGCACUGUUGGCGUGUGGAAGAACGUGAAAAGAAAGGAAAACAAGGACAACCCCACUUUUCUCAAAGGACGUGGAUAUUUAUGCACUAUUUACAAGAUGGGGAAAAUGCUGUCAAAAAUCUUUGGAAACAAGGAGAUGAGAAUAUUGAUGCUUGGACUUGAUGCCGCCGGCAAAACCACCAUCCUUUAUAAACUGAAACUGGGACAGUCUGUCACCACAAUUCCUACCGUUGGCUUCAACGUGGAAACUGUCUCCUAUAAAAACGUGAAAUUCAACGUGUGGGAUGUCGGGGGGCAGGAUAAGAUCCGGCCCCUAUGGCGGCACUACUAUACGGGGACCCAGGGGUUAAUCUUCGUGGUGGAUUGUGCGGAUAGAGAUCGGAUAGACGAAGCAAGACAAGAGCUGCACCGCAUCAUUAAUGACCGGGAGAUGAGAGAUGCCAUCAUCUUGAUUUUUGCCAAUAAACAAGACCUGCCCGAUGCUAUGAAGCCGCACGAAAUCCAGGAAAAAUUGGGGUUGACCCGCAUCAGAGAUAGGAAUUGGUAUGUGCAGCCCUCCUGUGCCACUACCGGUGAUGGACUAUACGAGGGGCUGACUUGGCUAACUUCAAAUUACAAGUCUUAAUGAUUGAAUGACUGAUUAGAACAAGCAGAAAAAGGCAAUUAACAAAUAACAUGGCUUCUCAGAAGAGUAUAUAAUAAAGAGAAGUUUGAUUAUAUUUCCCUUUCUUUUGACUAUGAUGACCCCUAUAAUUAAUCAUUUUUCUUUAAGCAGUCCAGAUUUGGUUGGCUGUCUUUAGUUUGCUUUUGCUCUGUAGUACGCUUGAAACAUUCUUUUAAUAAUUAUCUUGACUGGAGAUAUAUUCCAUAAGCGACUUAGACCUUUUACUGCAGAUGAUGCCCAUUUUUGUAUAAUUUCUCUUGGUGGUGCAGGGAUUUUCAGAUCAUCUUUUUUCCUUUUGUUCUUAUUUUGGAACAGGACAUGCUCAUGCCUUAUAGCUACCAUACACCAGCCUAAAGAAUGAUAUCAUUGAAGGCCUUGGGUGGGUGCUUAGGAAGCCAUAAGGUAUAUCUAAACUUUCUUAGAAUAUUUUCUCUGGAAAUUGAAUCAAAAGGCCAAGAUCUUGUGUGCUAAGCUUAUUUGGAAAGCCACUGUGUAUUGAAAAAGUUUGAAGACAGAUCUGUCAAAGUUGUGAAGUAUUACUGUCAAUACUGUACAAAGUACUACAAAAAAUGCUCAACUUCAGUACUGUUUCAUUCACAUUAAGGUUCCAGCCAUAUUAACAUGGAGUGAUAUUGUGAUGGUCCCUUUGCCACAGUUUUUUUAUGAAUCUAUUUUUACAGAUGAUGUUUCAGCGAGUUGGUAAGCAUUCAUAAUGCACCUCAUUAAUAUGAACAAUUGUCAGUGUAUCCUGAAAUUUCCCUGCUUUGUUCCCAGUGGUGCACCACUAAAGUAAUUGAUGAACGUAAAUAGAGGGACGCAGAUUUUGCUACACUUCUUGAACCUGGGGUCUAACCUGGAUUGGUGUUUAGUACAGGUGUUCUUUGACUCAAAGGAACAGUUUUUAUUGAUCGUAUAUUUUCCGUAACAUAUUGUCCCACCCAAAGCACUUUGAUCCAUUACAUUGGUCCUUAAGGUGUGAGCUUUCAUAUGACAAAUUGAAUUUAGGCAGGUUUGACUUCCAACGAGCAGUUGGACAGUCCUGCUCCUCUGUAAUUAAAUUAUAAAUUCAUGUUUUUGUUUUAUGGUUUUGUUCUAUUGCGAUGCUGAUUUAAAGAAAUAAAAACCUGUACAGAACAAUAUAAUGUAAUUGUAACAAAUCUUAUUAAACUAGCCAUUUUAAGUGUU
Molecule: messenger RNA, 2853 nt
Organism: Anguilla anguilla (European eel)
Lineage: Eukaryota; Metazoa; Chordata; Actinopteri; Anguilliformes; Anguillidae
Gene: arf6b
Product: ADP-ribosylation factor 6b
Exons: 2
Coding region: 1102-1629 (175 amino acids)
Biological process (GO): vesicle-mediated transport; intracellular protein transport
Cellular component (GO): cytoplasm
Molecular function (GO): GTPase activity; GTP binding
Source: RefSeq, a predicted model, not a curated record